Molecule: messenger RNA, 603 nt
Organism: Linnemannia hyalina
Lineage: Eukaryota; Fungi; Mortierellomycota; Mortierellomycetes; Mortierellales; Mortierellaceae
Source: the annotation of a GenBank genome assembly
AUGUCAUCCCUCAAGUCCACCGCCGCCCUCCUCUGCGUCGACAAGUACGUCUGUGCCGCGACACUGCCGAUCCUGUAUCGAGAUCCCUUCAACAUGCAACCCCUUCACACGGGAUUCGGAAGUUUUGGGAAUAAUCGAAAUAUCGUUCUUGUUCUCAACAAGUUGGUCCAGGUCCUCUUUUGCAGUCUGCCACCCUCAUCUUCGUCCUCUGAUGACGAGAGUAUCCAUGACGAUGAUGGUAUUGUCACGGAGUUGCUCAGAGCCUUUUAUUUUCAGAAUCAAGAACAAGGAGACGCGUUGGUGGCGUUGGAUUCGACAGAGACCUGUGAGCGACGCGAUAAGGCGACAACAGCAGCAACGGCAUCAACGGAACAACUGCUACCACCAACCCUUCUGCCUUACUCUUCCUACUUGACAAACAUUUCCUUUGAGGAAUUAAACUUGGAACUUGGACGCAUCCAAUUUACCUUGGGGGACUUUCUCGACCGACUUGCCUUUCAGGACUUUCUGAGGAGAACCGGACGUGCUGAUCGAUACCGUGCUGAGGAGCCCUUGGAGCGCUAUAUUUGUGGCUCAAAAGGAGAAUUCAGGUUAUUUGCCUGA